AUGAGCCGUGGACAUGCGGACACAUCAAUUCACAGGUUGUCCUACUACGCGCUGACCGCCGCCAUGUCUCUGUCAUUCCUUCCUUCCAUCCUUCUGGCGCUGGGAACUUUCACCUACAGAGACAAGAAAGUUUCCACCCUGGACCUGCAGAUCGUCAAUUUUAAUAACGAAUUUCUCAACGUAACUUGGAAUACCAGUAGCUUGGGUCCCACCAAUCUCACCUUCUUGUACAAAUUGAGCCCCGGGGACAACUACUCGCAGUGUCCCCUCUACGUGCUCCGAGGAGGGCUGACCGCCGGCUGCCGCAUCGACCAGCCGCUGGACGACGACCCUAAGCUGUUCCUCCGGGUCUCCGACGGGGCCGAGUUCGAGGUCACGCGCAGUUUCUACGCCGGCGAUUUCUUCAAGCCCGCGCCCGUGGGCCCCCUGGCCUUCCUCUGGGGCGAGGACACGGUCACGGUGACGUGUGAGAAUCUUCCCAUGGGGGGAAUCGCCUACGAAAUCCAACACAAAACCAUCUUCGACGCGGAAUGGCAGACGCAGGAAGAAGAAACGUGUAACGUCACGAUUUGGGGCGUCGACAGAACCAAGUGUCACGAUUUUAGGGUUCGGGUCACCCUGAACCCCAGUGCUUACGGCGACAACGCCCAGCCCAGCGACUGGUCACGCGUAGCCCACCAAGAAAACGGGGUUCAGACAGGUGGAGAUAGUCCAACGGUCAUCUUCGGCCUGGUGGCGUUACUCACAGUGUCCCUCGUGGCUCUGUCUGCUUGGAAACUUCGCAGGAUGAAAACUUUUCUCAUCCCCUCGAUUCCGGACCCCAAAGUGACCUUCCUGGGAUUGUUCGAGUCACACCAGGGGGACUUUCAGGAAUGGAUCCAGGACACUCAAAACGUGUCCUGCGUGGUCAGCCGUGACGGACACGGGGUGCCAGAGGAGCCCGUGGUGGUGCCGUGGAGCAGGGACGAGGCCACGACAGUCCAGGAGGCCAAGCCGGGCGGACUUCCCGGAGGAGGAGGAGGCGACCAACGGCUACAACUUCAAGGUUUCACCUUCUGGGCCAAGGACGAUUCAUACGUGACCUUGUGA
Messenger RNA from Suncus etruscus (white-toothed pygmy shrew), 1089 nucleotides. RefSeq names its product cytokine receptor like factor 2 (gene CRLF2). The coding region runs from base 1 to 1089 and encodes 362 amino acids. The record is from RefSeq and is a predicted model, not a curated record. Lineage: Eukaryota; Metazoa; Chordata; Mammalia; Eulipotyphla; Soricidae. The transcript is spliced from 8 exons. Gene Ontology annotation, molecular function: interleukin-9 binding; interleukin-9 receptor activity. Gene Ontology annotation, biological process: cytokine-mediated signaling pathway; immunoglobulin mediated immune response. Gene Ontology annotation, cellular component: external side of plasma membrane.